AUGAAUCAUCACAAUAUCAUUAAUCGUACUAUCGUCAAUCACACUGGCUCAUCAUCCACUUUUCUAUCUUUUCAUGGAAUUCUCACCUCGAAAUGGAUUCGAAAUGAAUUUAAUAAAUCUCUUGAAGCAGAACAUAUCGUGAAAACAGAUUCCUUAAAGAAAUUUGAAGAAACUGUAUGCAACAUUAUUGAUUCUUCAAUUUAUAACUGUGAAGUGACAAAAGCAAUGCCAUUAGCUUCAUUAUUCAAUGAACUUCGUAUAUUGGUCGAGUCAACAGCACCAAAAGAUAUUCAAGAAAAAUUAUUCAAGAUAGUUGUCGAGCAAAUUGUUGAUCUUCGUUUAGCCGAAAACAAAUUGAUGGAAUUAUCCAGUCAAGUUACUGAUGUUCGUUCAGCUGUACAAAGUUUACAAGAACGUCAACAUGAACGUGAUGCUAUACUACUCAGGUCGAGCAUUACGAC
This is a messenger RNA of Rotaria socialis, 461 nucleotides long. NCBI's taxonomy places the organism in Eukaryota, Metazoa, Rotifera, Eurotatoria, Philodinida, Philodinidae. The record is from the annotation of a GenBank genome assembly.